AUGUGCCGUUGUGGCACGGCCGGACUCCACUAUGGGGCCAUGACUUCGGGUUGUAGUGGAGAGCGACUCGAAUUCGCCGUAAGCUGCGGUCUCCGACGGCGUAGGUGGGCGCGUCAAGGCGAUGUCGAUGUGGAGAUCCAUCCUGUAACCGGCUGUCCAGCGGCGUGCAGAGACGAACCACGUCACGACGGUGCCGACGCAAGGUUCCUUCCGACCUUCCAUCCAGCGGAAUCCGCAAAACCUGUGCACACGGCACAGCGCACAGGGCCCCCUCACCUGGUUUAGCCCGCCGGUCGAGACGGUUGCCCGAGCUGUGGCCGCUGAGUAGAGCUCAGCUACGUGGAGCCACGUGUGAGAGGUGAGUGCCAGCAAAUGAACGCCUGCGUAGUCUCACCUGCAAGCAAGUGAGCGACCACUACGACCAUCACGUGAACCCACCGUUGACACCCCUACACCCCCACAACUAUAUCAACGGACAUUCCGGGGUCGAAUCGGACUUGUUGGACAUCUUCAGAUUAACUGUGCCUCUCGAACUGCACCAACCAUCGUCCCCCCGCCCGCUUCUUCCUCUUCUUCCCCCUCUCCGCCGCCAACUAACUCUGAGAAUUCUUCUGAAACACCACUUCCAUCAUCCUCCUCCCCCUCCUCUUCCUCCUUGUCCACUGCUCCAACGACGGCCGCUCAGGCGACUGUCCCGCGCGCAACAACCGACACUACCACCACCUCCCCCGACUCCAGUGAUGAGGAUCAGGACUACACCUGCCCGCACUGUUCCCGCACCUUCACCUCACACAUCGGCCUGGUCGGUCACUUGCGAAUCCAUCGCACAGAGACUGGCGAACCAGUGCCUGAUGCACCAACCUACAACCACCGCACUCGCUUCCACUGCCCACACUGCCCUCGCACCUUCAGGCACCGCAUGGGCCUAUUUGGCCAUAUGCGCAUCCACGAGAGCGGAAUUGACCGCAACUCCGAAAAACCCACGACAACCAGCGUGCACACCCCCACCCUCGCUCCAUCGCCCUGCGCGCCCAUCACCACCACCAUCACCGCCACCACCACCACCACCUCUGUAGCUGACACUGACACCGCCAACUACUCAUGCCCACACUGUCCACGCACAUUCACCUCACGCAUCGGCCUGGUCGGUCACUUGCGAAUGCAUCGCAAAGAGACUGGCGAACCAGUGCUUGGAGCAUCAACCUAUGCGCACCAAGCUCGUCUCAACUGCCCACACUGCCCUUGCACUUUCAGGCAUCGCAUGGGCCUAUUCGGCCACAUGCGCAUCCACGACGACCAGUGGUAG
This is a messenger RNA of Spirometra erinaceieuropaei, 1306 nucleotides long. The record is from the annotation of a GenBank genome assembly. Lineage: Eukaryota; Metazoa; Platyhelminthes; Cestoda; Diphyllobothriidea; Diphyllobothriidae.